UGGGUGACUUGAACCCCCCUCCUCCCCCGCACCCCCCCCCCCCAGUGCUUGCCAAUUCCUUGCUGUGGCCAAGCUGGUGGCACUUGCGUGGUGACGGGCAGCAGAGCCACCAGCCUGGGGGCUUGCUCUUGCAGCUUUGCUGCUGCUGACCUCUGUGCAGGUGAAGAGCAGGAAGCCUUCAUUAGCCAAAUACAUAGCAUCCCCACACGACGAAGGCAUUGAGCACUGCCUCUCCCAUCCUUCAGCGAGAUCCCUGGGCUUCAGUGGGGAAACCGAAGGUACAAAGCCCUCCCUCUCACAAUCAUGGAGCACACCACUCAGAACCAGCUGGAGGCAUCACCCUCUUCAAGCACCGAUACAACAGAAGACCUCAAUGCCCAGCUACAUGCUGCUGUGAGAAACGAAGACAUAGAAAAAGUGAAAGAGUUGUUGGAGAAAGGGGUGGACGUGAAUUCCAAAGCAGACUCAGGUUGGACACCACUGCAGAGUGCUGUGCAUGUGAGUGAGGACCUGGUUCAGCUUCUUCUGGACAAGGGUGCUGAUCUGCAUGCGAGGAAGGACAACGGUGGCACUGCCUUUAUUGAGGCAGGGAUAGAGGGAAAUGUGACGCUGUUGGAGCUCUUUUUGGGUCUUGGAGUAGACAUUAAUGAGCAUGACGACAACGGAUUCACAGCUUUCAUGGAGGCUGCUUGGUAUGGGAGAGAGAAGGCCUUGAGAUUCCUGUACUGCAAAGGAGCAGAUGUGAAUCUGAGGAGGGUCGUCUCUGAGGAGAAAAGAAAACUAAAUAAAGGAGGUGCAACAGCAUUGAUGGAUGCUUGUAGGCAGGGUCAUGUCUCAAUUGUAAAAACUCUGAUCCAAGAUAUGAAUGCUGAUCUGAACAUCUGUGACAACCAAGAUAGAAAUGCCUUGAUCCAUGCCCUGAAGCACAGUGACAAUGAAACAGUGGAGUCUGCUGUCUCUAUAGGACACUUCCUGUUGGACUGUGGUGUUGAUGUGAACAGCAGAGAUGAAAAUGGGAAAACUGCCCUCAUCUUGGCUGCUGAAAUGAAGAGCUUAGAUUUGGUGAAAGCUUUACUGGAGAAGGAUGAAAUAGAUAUUGAUGAUGCAGAUAAUGAGGGCAACACAGCACUGAUGGUAGCUGUAAAGAAAAAAAAUUACAACAUAGCAAAGUUACUUUGUGAAAAAAGAGCAAGGACUGAUAUUGGGAACCUUAUAGAGGUUGCAAAUAGGAAUCGUGCUUCUGAGCUGGUGAAGCUUCUUCUGAAGCACAAUGCCAAGUUUGUUCCAAACCCCCCUACAGACUGGGAGCCAACCAGCAAACGCUGGAGGGACCACAUAAAAAAGCUUUAUGAAAUAUAUCGCCCCAUGAUUGGCAAACUAAAGAUAUUUCAGUUCAUUUACUAUAGGAUUCGGAACACUUCCCAAGGUAGCAUCUACCUGGGGCUCUAUGGUGACACAGAGGUGGCAGUAAGAAUAAGCCUCCGCCGUGGUGCAGAGGAUGACAAAGAGAAAAGAUUCUUUGAACAGUGUGGUAGCGGCAAGCAUUUACUGAAACCCUUUCAGUAUGAGGAGGCAAAAGGCUGCUUAUAUUUGUGCUUUCCUCUCUGGGAGAAAAACCUUGAAGAGUACUUGCAAGAAUCGGAAGAUGAAAUGGAUUACAAAGGCAUUCUGAAGAUGAUCUUCCAGGCAGUGAGAGAACUGCACUUGCUGGGAUUUGCUCACCAGGAUCUGUGUCCCAGCAAUUUUUUGAUAGAUUUAAAUGGCAAAAUUUACUUGGCGGAUUUUGAUAAUCAAAGAGUAUUGACUGAAGAGAAAAAGGAACUUGUAAACUCAGACCUAGAGGCCCUUAGCAAACUUGUACUGUAUGUGAUAACAAGGGGUAAGAAACCAUUUGAGAAAAUCAGUGCUGAGGAUGUGGCUGCAGGUUCCCCUGAUUAUGAGGAGGCUCUUGACCUUGUGAAAUCCUUGAGGGCUUAUGAUGAGCGGGGACUGGAAGAUCUGAGAAAACAUCCCUUUUUCUGGAGCAAACAAAUCAGGUUCAAUUUCCUGAAGAAUAUAUGGAACAAAAUCAAAGAUUACCAGAACCGGAAAACUAUUUUUAAAGACUUUAAUACUUCUGAACGUGUUGUUUACCUGCAGUGGACUAGGAAGAUUGACAAGGAGGUUCUGAAAAUCAUGGAAAACCCUGAGGGCAGAAUAUACAAAUAUGAGAAUGGAGUCCAAAACCUUCUGAGGUUCAUCAGAAACCUGGAUGAACACCCACAAAAAAGGAUCAGCGAAAUAAUAGGGGAUCAUGCUGACUAUUUCUUCAGGCUUUUUCCAGCACUGACCAUUGAUGUCUACAACUACUUACGCAAGCAUCCCAUUUUCAGUCACCUUACAGAUAUUCAGGACCCUUCUCUGUCAUAGUAUGUGUUUUACCUCAUGUCCCUUGGCUAAUCUCAUCUCUACCUCCUUUUAUUCCCUGUUUCCUCAGCUGAAGAAAGUGUGUAAACAGGUGGAGGGAGUGUAUGUAAGGACAGAACAUGGGGGGCUUACGCUGCUCAAGCAUCUCUUUCAUUUUAAAAUAUUUGGUGUAACAAACACAGGCUUUGGAAAGGAACCAAGCUGAGGCUCAGCCCAGGUUCCCCUUGACUCUGUCACUAGAGGCUUAUCUGCCUCUGAGAUGGAGAUAAAGGCCCUGGUUUUUACAGAGAGCAGGGAGCGUAGGGAGUAGGACAGAGCCCUCAUCCCUAUACACGUGGGAGGCAGGAGGAGAACUCAGGCAAUUGGAGACUUCCUUUUGCUCCCUUUGAAACCUAACAGCCAGAAGUGGAGAUACGUGGGCAAUCAGUGGCUGCAGACCUGCUCUUGGCUUGUUAGCUGAGAGCUGGCAGAGGUGUAUGCAGGUAAGCCUGUUGGGAUGUGAGGGACUUCUGCUGAGAGACGUAAGUAUUUCUGUGAGGAACGGAUGUAAGGAGAGUGAUUUCACAAAACUCUGCUGCUGUUAGUAACCCUGAUGGAUCUGAAUAAGGUCCCUGAAGCCAAGGACUGCAAGGACUCCUUCCUCUUGUAAAGGACAAGCUCAGCACAGUGCCCUUUAGAGAUGUUAUCCGCAAGGCAGGGCUACGCACAAAUGCUCCCUGUCCCCAAAACGUGGGUGCUGGGGCAUCACUGUCCCUUGUCAGGGAUGGCUCCUACAGGCAGAGCUGGCACCCAUACAGCAGUAGCAUGUAGCCAGGUUAGAGCUUUGAUGUUGGAGACUGGAUGGUAUAAAUCUCUUUUUGAUAUGUAUCUGAAAUCUAAGGACAUUCAAUGCGUGGACCCCUUUGUCCUAGUGCUUGCUUGUUUCUCUGUUCACAGCUGCCUUUGCCUUCACUCUGAGUUGCACAAUGAUUGUAUGUCAUUUAUGGAAA
Molecule: messenger RNA, 3395 nt
Organism: Rhea pennata
Lineage: Eukaryota; Metazoa; Chordata; Aves; Rheiformes; Rheidae
Gene: RNASEL
Product: ribonuclease L
Exons: 7
Coding region: 304-2409 (701 amino acids)
Biological process (GO): mRNA processing; protein phosphorylation
Molecular function (GO): RNA nuclease activity; protein binding; protein kinase activity
Source: RefSeq, a predicted model, not a curated record